Messenger RNA from Arthroderma uncinatum, 822 nucleotides. RefSeq lists its product as uncharacterized. The transcript is spliced from 4 exons. The record is from RefSeq and is a predicted model, not a curated record. Lineage: Eukaryota; Fungi; Ascomycota; Eurotiomycetes; Onygenales; Arthrodermataceae. The coding region runs from base 1 to 822 and encodes 273 amino acids. Gene Ontology annotation, molecular function: protein binding.
AUGUUCGUCAAACGGUCUCAUAGCAAUGCUGAGAGCUUCUCGAAGUAUCGGGCUGGCAAGUCGUCGUCUCGGUCGAAGAGAUCGUUCAGAGAUCCCUCCGUGAGCACCUCGAGACGGGCAGAGUCAGAUCGUCGUCCAGAUUCCUCUCCGGCUGCAGAUAACCUCACGUCUGCCAUCAUUACCAUCUGCGUCGGGCCGGAUCAGCGUCUCUUCGCUGCCCAUGAAGAUGUGCUGUGUGUCUCGCCCUACUUCGCUGCCUGCUGCCGUGGCCAGUUCCUCGAAUCACAUACCAAACGUAUAACUCUGCCGGGCGAACAGCCAGAGAUACUCUCUUCCGUCCUCGAGUAUCUUUACAAGGGCGACUAUUACCCUCGUUUGAUGCACAAUAAGCGUCGGGAUACAUGGCUGCUCGAGGACACAGAUACCACAGGCUCGAGGCCGUCAGCCGAGUCGACCAUCGUGAACCAGGCUGAUGGUACCCUCAUCCUAAAAGAUACAGCCAUAUACUGUGCGGCCGAACGAUACGGACUGGACGAGCUGAAGCGUCUGGCACUUCGAAAGCAGGGUCUCCAGACAGCUAUUCAGUGCAGCACCAUCCUCUCCAGCGCUCGAUACGCCUAUGCAAAUACCCCAGACAACGACUCGAAGCUGCGAGCCCAUUACCUUGCCUUGAUCAUUCGAUCCAGGUCGACCUUCAAGCGUAGUGGGACCAUGCAACUGGAGAUGGAGGGAGGAGGGAAACUGUUCUUCGACCUCUUCGUCGCCAUGUGCAAUCAUAUGGACGACCUAUCUAGUGCCUCAAAGUCUCCCUUCUCCCGUUAG